Molecule: messenger RNA, 683 nt
Organism: Phytophthora sojae
Lineage: Eukaryota; Oomycota; Peronosporomycetes; Peronosporales; Peronosporaceae
Product: cutin hydrolase
Exons: 1
Coding region: 39-683 (214 amino acids)
Molecular function (GO): hydrolase activity
Source: RefSeq, a predicted model, not a curated record
CAAGCCUCACAUCGACCACUCCAUAGCUCCUCACGGCCAUGAAGCUCUCCACCUUCCUCGGAUCCCUGCUCGUGCUGCUUGCCACCCCCACCAACGUCGCCAACGCAGAGUGCUCUGACGUCCACGUCGUGUUUGCACGCGGCAGUGGAGAGAUGGCGGGUCUUGGCAUCUGUGGCCAGCCCCUCGUCAAGGGCAUCACCUCCAACCUCGGCGGCAUGAGCGUCUCGUCCUACGCAGUGAGCUACCUUGCAUCCUACGACCAAACAAGCGCCGGUCCGGGUGCCACCGACAUGACCAACCACGUUGUGUCGGUCGCUCAGCAGUGCCCCAACACCGUCUUCGUGCUGGGCGGCUAUUCGCAGGGCGCCAGUGUCACCGACAUCUCCAUUGGCAUCAAGACGAUGCUCGGCUCCGGUAAAACCAUCCCGGAAAGCUUGGCCCCACGCAUCAAGGCCAUUGUGACGUUCGGCAACCCGUUGAAGCUCAUGGGCCAGACCAUCAAGAGCUCGAGUUCAACGUACGGCUCGAAGGCCAUCGAGUUCUGCAACACGGGCGACCCGGUCUGCGCCGCUGGCUUCAACAUGAUGGCUCACCUGAUGUACGCGACGGACGGUAGUGUGACGUCCGCAGCCAAGCAGGCUGCUGCGUUGGUGAAGGGCGGAACGAGAGCUCUGCGCGGUUGA